Molecule: messenger RNA, 345 nt
Organism: Symbiodinium natans
Lineage: Eukaryota; Dinophyceae; Suessiales; Symbiodiniaceae
Source: the annotation of a GenBank genome assembly
AUGGCCGCCUCGUCUGUGCUAUCUUGGUGCUGUGUAGCUGUGGCCUUCUUGCUCACCGGCGCUACGCGACCUGCACACUGGUCUCCGGAACGCUUAGCAUUGCUCGAAAGGUUCGUUGGUCUGAGUUCGCUUGGCAACCUCGAAGAGGCGAUACCAACCGAGCAGAGCCUGCUGGACGUGGUAGACCCCGAUCCCACUAUCAGUACCGCCACGGCGCAAGCCGUGGAAAGGGCAGGGAUCUGCAGAAAUCUUCGUGGACAUCGAGAAAAUCACUGCAAGAAGUAUCGCCAGAAAGACGUUUGCCUUGAUUACGACGGUUGCUUCUGGGACCCUCGUGCCGAGUAG